Molecule: messenger RNA, 7270 nt
Organism: Lotus japonicus
Lineage: Eukaryota; Viridiplantae; Streptophyta; Magnoliopsida; Fabales; Fabaceae
Exons: 10
Coding region: 2172-6761 (1529 amino acids)
Biological process (GO): telomere maintenance; DNA repair
Molecular function (GO): DNA helicase activity
Source: RefSeq, a predicted model, not a curated record
UUUUUUUUAGCUUUUUCCGAAUGGAUAGACAUAUCACUGUUGAAUAAGAUUAGUGCUAUUCUCGAUUUUUCCCUGAAAUUGGCUACAAGUAGAAUCUGUUGAUCUUUUUUUUUUUUAUGAGUUAUAAUAAUCAUUGUUUGCAUUUAAUGAACCCACCAACUAUUCUUUAUAUUUUUUGUACUUGGUGAGACUGUCAAUUCUUCCAUUUAAUGCUCUGAACUGAUCUCGCAUACACUGUCCACAAUAAAGAAUAAUCUCAUUUAUGAUUGACAAGGAAAAAUCAAGUUUGGUAUGUAGUGAAAUCAUUAUUUUCUUUAACCUACAAUUUCGUGUUUUCAAAUAAGGUAGUACAUUGUUUUUGUGUUUGAUUUGUACUUAUAGAGAGAUAAAAAGAUAUAGUAAUAGUAAUUUACCUGUUAUAUUACUACAUAUUACUACAUAGAAGAUAAGAGAGUUCUUAUACUUCGUGUGGGCAAAACGUACACCCCUAUCGCAGUGCAGUUUGAUAGGCUCUUCAGGCUUUCUACCCAACAGCUCUGUAUGAUAUCAGAUAUGGGACUUUGGGAGGACAAUAAGUGGGUUUGGAGCUUGUCUUGGCGCAGGGAUCUGCGGGAAUGGGAGCAAGCCUGGGUUUCUGAAAUCUUAAUUGUUGUCAACCAGGUCCCUUUGUGCCGUGAUUCUGUGGAUAAAUGGAUUUGGAAGGAUGAUGUUUGUGGUGGCUACUCGGUUAGAUCAGCAUAUUCUCUAAUCACCGGGACAACAAGUUUUGAUCAGACUCCAGCAUUUAAGCAUCUAUGGAAAAUAUAUGUCCCUUCAACAGUGAAAGCUUUUAUUUGGAAGUUGCUUUGGGGAAGGAUUCAAACUAAACAAAACCUUAUUCGGAGGGGGAUCCAUUUAAAUGAUUCUGAUUCAGCAUGCCCUUUUUGUGAUGACUCACUGGAGGAUGUAGAACACCUCAUGUUUUGCUGCAGGAAAAUUUCACCUAUUUGGUACUCAGUUUUUCACUGGCUUGGAUUCAAUUCUGUUUUACCUUGUGAUCCUCAAUUGCAUUUUCUGCAAUUUGUCCAUGGCAGUUGGAAUAUGAAGCAGUCUCGGGCUUGGUGGGCUAUUUGGGGGUCAGUGGUUUGGUCCGUGUGGUGUGUGAGAAAUAGGUUGGUGUUCUCCAAUGAGGUUCCUGAUUGGAACAAUUUGUUAGGUAUUAUCCAGUGGAAGGCUUGGCUAUGGCUGUCAUCUAUGGUAAAGGAUUUCAGAAGUUCAUUAUUUGAAUGGAUUAUGGACCCAUGUUCUUGUAUUACCCAACUUUAGUGGGAUUGGAUUUGUGAAUUGUCAAUUGGUUGGUCUGCAAUCUGUCUACUGGAUCCGUCAUUGCCAUAGUGAGAAAGUGACUUGUUUGCUUUGAAUUAUUUAGGAGCUGGCUGUUUGCUUAUUUUAUGCUUUGAAUUGGAGGCCACUUGGAUGUGUUGGUGAUUUUUUUCUUCUUGGUGGCAGCUUGAUUGGAAUGGACUCCUAAUUUAUUAUUGGCAAUUAGCAUGGCUGGUAUUUGGUUUUGGGGUGGUUUUAGGUUGGGGUUUAUUUCUGUUUUUGUAAACUUCCUUGGAUUUUCCUCUUGACUUUAUAAAUUGGGUACUCUUUUUCCUUUCUUGGUUUUCCCAAGGGGGUUUUAUCCAAGUAAAAUUUUAAUGAGGCCCCCUUUAUAUUGUCUAAUCUCAAGGUAGUGGGGGUGGGUAGUAUUCGUCUUUGUAGGGCUGUUGUCUUGUAUUUUUUCUUUUAUCUAGCUUGUUGUUUUCUUUUCUGUUUUUCUUGUAUUGGGUUGGAGUACCCCUUGUACUCCCAUUCAAUAUAAUCUCAUUGCUUAUAAAAAAAAAAAAAAACGUACACCCCUAUCAAUAAUAUCAGCAAUAGCAUCAGAAAUAACAGCUGCUAUAUCUACUUGACAAUUAUCAAAGAUAGCACAAAGUAAUCUUGCUUUAUUAAUGGGAAGACCUGAAGUAUGGGCAGCUGGCCAUAUAUUAUGAAGAAGAAAAUUUGUCCAAACUUGAGCUUUCUGAGACAUAUGAGCUCUAGGGAUUGGUCCAUUCAAUUUCACUUUCUCCGUGAGACGGUCAACACAUAAUCAUGUUCUGAUAUCACCUUCGAUUCAAGAUGCUAAUUCCUCAGAUCUUCGCAAAGGGAUGUCGUCUCCCUUUAUAGUCGGUGGCCAAGUUUUAUCUCAUGAAGGACUAAGUUCAAGUCAUAUUGAGCAGGAGUUGACAUCAAAUACAGAACCACUAAGGAAGAAGUCUAAACGCGGUUUUGCUGUAAGGAGGCCUAAUAUGCAACGUUCAAAGAAAAGGCUCAACAUGAUGGUUGAGUGGGAAACAUCAAGUGAAGGCAGUCGAUCUAAUACGGUGCAUAGUAAUCCAGAUUUUUGUUCAGGUCAAGAAUUAUUGCCGCAGCAAAGGAAUGUCUCGGAUUGUACUAAUAAUUUUAACACCAAUUUUGCCUUUGUUGAAGCUGAGUCUCAAAUGUACUUUGACCUUGGAGAGAUGAAUAUGGCGUGUCAGUAUUGUGGAGCUAUUUUGUGGUAUCACGAAAGAGCUCAGAAGGCAAAAAAUGCAAUUUCUCCAGACUUCUCAAUCUGUUGUAUGAAAGGGAAAAUAUCUCUGCCUUAUCUACAAGAUGCGCCGACCCUCUUGUCCAAUUUGCUUACAAAUAUAGAUCCAAGGAGUGGCCAUUUUAUUGAUAACAUUAGAUCUUAUAAUAGCAUGUUUGCAUUCACAUCGAUUGGUGGUAAAGUGGACGGUAGUGUGAACAACGGGCAGGGACCUCCUCAGUUUGUUAUAAGUGGCCAAAAUUACCAUCGUAUAGGUAGUUUGCUGCCAGCUGAAGGUGAUAAUCCCAAAUUUGCUCAAUUAAACAUAUAUGACACGAGGAAUGAAUUUGAGAAUAGACUAAACCAUUUCAGUGAUUCUACUGGAAAAUGUAGCCUCAACUCUGAUUUAGUUGUGGAGUUAAUGGCAAUGGUUGAUGAGUUCAAUGUUUUAGCAAAGUCAUUUAGAAGGGUACGAGACCAUGUUCAAGAGGCUAAUUCGAAUCAAGUUGCAUUGAGAUUGUUUAGACAUCGUGUUAAUGAUCCUAAGACAUACAAUCUCCCAACUGUAGAUGAGGUUGCUGCUUUGAUUGUUGAAGACUUUGAUACUUCUGAUUGUGGUCGUGAUAUAAUACUUCGUACAAGCAGUGGCAAUUUGCAAAGGAUUUAUGAUACUCAUUCAUCUUUCUUGCCAUUACAAUACCCAUUGAUAUUUCCUUAUGGGGAAGAAGGUUUCUCAGACGAGAUCGGGUUUGAUGGAAUCAAUUAUGAUAGUUCAAUCUACAAGCGUACGACCAUUUCAUUACGUGAAUGGGUUGCUUUCAGACUUCAAGAAAGGCAAUUUGAGUGUAAGAGGAUAACUCUAUCUCGAAGGUUGUUGCAACAAUUAGUCGUUGAUUGUUAUUCAAUGAUUGAAUCACAGCGUUUGUAUUAUCUCAGAAACAAUCAGGAAACCAUUCGUAGAGAUUUUUUAUCAGGAAUUGAGGAGGCAAUUCAUCGUGGUGAUACCGAUCCAUCAAUGGUUGGCUCUAGGAUAGUUCUUCCAUCGUCUUUUACUGGUGGUAGGCGCUAUAUGUUCAACAAUUGCCAGGAUGCUAUGGGUAUAUGUAGGGAAUAUGGUUAUCCUGAUUUGUUCCUCACAAUGACCUGCAAUCCUAAAUGGCCUGAAAUUGAGCGUCAUGUAUCUGCCCGUUGUUUAUCUGCUUAUGAUCGACCAGAUCUUGCAUGUCGAGUGUUUCGUAUGAAAUUAGAUCAACUCAUGAAAAAUUUGAAGAAAGGAAAGUUCUUUGGGCAAGCAAUUUCUUGGAUGUACACGAUUGAAUUUCAGAAGAGAGGUUUACCACAUGCACAUAUUUUAUUGUGGCUUAGUACUAAGGAUAAACUACAUUCUAUUGAGUUGAUAGACUCAGUUAUUUGCGCUGAGUUACCUGAUCCUAAGGUUUACCCUCUAUUAUAUCAAUGUGUGUCAAAUUAUAUGGUUCAUGGUCCAUGUGGAGUGAAUAGAACAAACUCUCCUUGCAUGAAGAAUGGUAGGUGCUCCAAGUUUUUCCCAAAAAAUUUUGUAGAAAAGACAUCAUUUGACUCUGAUGGGUAUCCAGUUUAUCGAAGAAGGAAUACUGGUAUCUCUACCAAUAGGAGGGGGGUUGAUUUGGACAAUGGUUUUGUUGUUCCAUAUAAUCCUAAACUUUUGAUGAAAUAUCAGGCUCAUAUCAACAUUGAGUAUUGCAACAAGUCUAAUUGUAUAAAAUACCUCUUCAAAUAUAUUAACAAAGGAGUUGAUAGGGUAACAAUGUCUAUGUCUGUUACUCAAAGCAGUAACGAGGAAACAACUGUUGUUGAUGAAAUAAAGCAGUAUCAUGAUUGUCGAUAUCUUUCUCCAUGUGAAGCUGUGUGGAGAACCUUCUCAUUUUAUAUUCAUGAUAAAUGGCCACCUGUUCUUAAGCAAAGCUACCAUUUACCUAAGAAACAAGUUAUUUUGUUCAAUGAAAGAGCUCCAAUUGAUGAUGUACUUGAAAGAAAUAAAGUCAAGAAAAGCAUGUUUUUGGCGUGGAUGGAAGCAAAUUGUAAAUAUCCAUUGGGUAGAGGAUUAACGUAUGCUGAAUUUCCAUCAUCAUUUGUUUAUGAUAAGAAAAAAAAAGAGUGGCAUCCAAGGAAGAAAGGAAUUUGUAUUGGUCGCAUGAACUUUGUCCCACCUGGAUCAGGAGAGUUGUAUUACUUGAGAAUGCUAUUGAAUGUUCAAAGAGGAUGUACUAGCUUUGAAGAUUUGAGAUCAGUUAACAAUCAUGUCCAUGAUACUUUUAGACAGGCAUGUCUUGCAUUGUCAUUACUAAAAGAUGAUCGUGAAUACAUUGAUGGUAUACUUGAUGUGGCCACGUUUGCUUCUGGUUCAUACAUUAGGGAAUUGUUUGUUUCAUUUCUCUUAGGGAAUGCUAUGGCUGACCCGUCGCAUGUGUGGAGGGAGACAUGGUCAGUUUUGGCUGAUGGAAUUGUGCAUGCAUUGCGAAGAACUCACAAUAACUUAGAAUUGGUUAUUGAUAAUGAACAUUUGAAACAAUUAUGUUUAAUGGAGAUAGAGAAGCUCUUGAUGAUAAAUGGUAGAUCUCUUAAAGAUUUUGACAAUAUGCCAUGUGUUGACUCCAACAUUUUGAUUCAAUAUGGCAAUAUUUUGCUAUUCAAUGAGCUUAACUUUGACACAGUUGAGAUGAGCAAAUUGCAUGUUGAGUGUUUGAAUAAGUUAAAUGGUGGGCAAGCUAAGAUAUAUGAGGAGAUUAUAUCUGCAGUUAAUAGUGAUGGUGGUGAAUUUCUCUUUGUUUAUGGAUAUGGUGGAACAGGAAAAACUUUCCUUUGGACAACAUUAACUUACAAACUAAGGUCUGAGAAAAAAAUUAUCUUGAAUGUUGCUUCCAGCGGUAUAGCAUCUCUUCUACUUCAUGGUGGUCGAACUGCACAUUCCCUUUUUUGCAUACCACUUAAUGCAGAUGAAGAUUCAUGUUGUGGGAUAGUGCAAGGGAGUCCUAAGGCUGAAUUACUUAAAUUAAGCAGUCUCAUUAUUUGGGAUGAAGCACCCAUGGUAAGUCGAUAUGCUUUUGAGGCAUUGGAUAGAACCUUAAGAGAUAUAAUGAGGAUCUGUAAUCCUGAGUGUUUUAAUAAACCAUUUGGUGGGAAAGUUGUUGUUCUAGGUGGUGAUUUUCGACAAAUUUUACCUGUCAUCCCUAAGGGAAGUAGAGCUGAGAUUGUUAUGGCUACCAUUAACUCAUCUCGACUGUGGAGAUUUUGUAAGGUCCUCACUUUGACUGAAAACAUGCGUCUAUUUUCUAACUCAGAAACUUCAGAUGUAGAGAAAAUUAAGGUCUUUGCAGAGUGGGUUCUAGAUAUUGGUGAUGGAGUUCUUGGAGAUUAUAAUGAUGGUGAUGCUGAUAUCAAAGUGCCAAAGGAUACCUUGGUUCAACAAUCUUCUAAUCCUGUAGCUGAUAUUGUUCGUGCUAUUUACCCUGAAAUUAUGGAGAAUGUUGGUUGUGCCAAGUAUUAUGAAGACAAGGCUAUUCUAGCUCCAACAUUGGAUGUUGUUGAUUUGGUCAACCAAUAUGUGUUGUCACUAUUUCCUGGUAAUGAAAGAACUUAUUUAAGCUCGUAUUCAGUAUGGAGUGUUACUGAGGAUGUUGGUAUUGAAGCUGAUUGGAUAACAACUGAAUUUUUGAAUGACAUUAGAUGUUCUGGUAUUCCUGAUCACAAAUUAGUAUUGAAAGAAGGUGCUCCUGUUAUGCUCAUGCGGAAUCUAGAUGUCUCUACAGGUUUGUGCAAUGGAACUAGAAUUGUUGUUACUCAUCUUCGUCCAAAUGUGGUUGGUGGCAUUGUGAUAUCAGGGACACAUGUUGGUAGACAAGUAUUUAUUGGUAGAAUGGAUUUAAUGCCAACUGAUGGGAGCAUGCCUAUUAAGUUCCAAAGAAGACAAUUUCCCCUCCUACUUUCUUUUGCUAUGACUAUAAACAAAAGCCAAGGGAAAACUCUAUCACAUGUUGGUCUUUACUUACCAAAUCCUGUGUUUUCACAUGGUCAGUUGUAUGUUGCUAUAUCUCGAGUGAAGACAAGAGCUGGGUUGAAAAUUCUAAUUUGCAAUGAGGAUAUUAGUCAACGAGAUGUCACGAAGAACAUUGUCUUCAAGGAAGUUUUCCAAAGGAUUUAUUCUUCUUAAAUUUUUUGACCUACUAUUAUUUUUUUUGAGUUUUAUUUUCUACUUUAAUAUGAUUACAUUCUGUAUGAUUUCAUUGAUAGUUUUUCCAGUAUUUUUUUUUAUUUUUUCUUUAUGUUGGCUAAUAUAUUUAUUUUCUUGUCUCUUGUGUGAUAACUCAUGUAUUAAGAAUUGGAAGACAUAUUAGUUUUGAAAUAGAAGUUUAGUGGUAAACCCUAUAUUUAUUUGAUGUUUCCUAUAUUUUCAAAGUUAGAAAUAUCGUAAAAUCUGAUUGAGUUCUUAAUACCAUUUUUUUUUCAAGUAUGAAGCGUUAAUAUACAAGAUAGUCAUCCUAAUCUUGAAACUUUAACGACAACCUUUAUGAGAUAUCAUAUCAAUUUUAUUAUUUUUUUUAUGGUUAAAUUAAGUUUGUAAAUAUAGUAGCAAGAUAUAUUGUAUACUUUAUUUUGUGUUUGGAUUCACGAGUUUAUUAAAAAAAACAUUUUUAUCAAACUUAAUAGAUCUUCAUUCUA